AUGGCAAUGGAUCUCUGUCUUCAGAGAAAGUGGAGAAGUUCAUGGAGAACAGACAGAGAGGAUGAGAACACGAAUUUUGGAUGGAUAGAUGUGAGCGAAGAACAGGAAGACCCUGAGAAUCCAGUUGCGGAACAUGAGCGGUCGGAAGACGAGGAGCGGAAAGUGCAAGCGUAUGAAACUGCCUCCGUCAGCACCGAUGACAUUGGAGAUUCUGAAAAAUACUCAACUUUUAGAGGUUUAACAUUUAGAGACGAAGAGCACCAGAUGACAGACUCGUCAGAUGAAUAUGAUGGACAUUGCAGUUUUGAAGAUUGUGACGAUUGCGACAUGAAGCUAUACUCCGAUCCAGCGAACCCACGUGCGAUCUUCGCGGCUCUGGAGAACAUGAUGUUGAAUUUUGUCCUCUACGACUUGACCAUCUGCACUGAGGACGGACAUCAACUCCAGGUGCAUUCUAUUGUCCUGGCUGCGGUCAGCAACCUUAUUCAGAAGAGGCUCAGACAGAAGCCCAAACAAGAACGGAUUAUCACAUUGCGUUUGGGGCCUGAGGUUCAUGGUUCGGGGUUGGCAGCAGUGGUGGCGUUUGCCUAUACGGGGAACAUCAGCAUUCUGAACAAAGCACAUAUGGAGUUGGUCAGGACUGCAGCUGUUAGCCUGGAAGCUCCAAGAGUUCUGGAGCUCUGCACAGAGGAGGAACAAAGAGAACAGGACGAGUCAAGCGGGAAGAAACCUGCUGAGGAACAUAUGAAUGAUAGUCUACAACAUAUUAGACAGCUGUGGACACAGAGAGUGGGAUGUGAUGUGGAGCUUGAAGCUGAGGGAAGAGUGUUUCAUGCUCACCGGGUGCUCCUGGUUGCCAGCAGUGACUACUUCAGAGGCAUGUUUACCAGCGGUAUGAAGGAGAGCAGGCAGAAAUUGGUGUCUCUGCAGUUAGUCAGGGCUGCCAAGUUUGAGGCCCUCCUCCACCACAGUUACAGUGGGGCUCUUGCUCUCGGAUGGGGCUGCGUGUUUGAUCUUACCUGUACAUCUCUUCAAUUACAGUUUCACACUGCCUACUCACUAUGCCUAAACUUCCUGGAAAAAGAAAUAGAUGCUUACAGCUGCCUGGACGUCGUAUCUUUCGCAGAGGCCUAUGGGAUGUCUGACCUUCUUGCACUUGCCAAUAACUUUGUCUUGAAGCACUUUCAAGACGUAUCCAUCACUCCGAAGUUCCACGAUCUUCCUGUGGAUCAAUUUAUGAAAUACCUUCAAAGUGACUCCCUCAACGUUCUCUCUGAGUUGCCUGUGUUCAAAGCAGUCAUGUCUUGGAUCGAAGCCUGUCCCAAUCAACGGGUGAAACUCGCCACGGAGUUGAUGGGGACCAUCCGCUUUCCUCUCAUGACCUUUAAGGAGUUCAAUGAAGUCAUGUCUGUAACAUCUCUGCCUAGAAUUGGUGCCAAACAUGUCUAUAAGUCUUUCUUUCAGGAGUUCUUCUCCAGUUCCUCAGAUGUCCAGUCAAAUAUCAGGGUCUACAUGCCUAAAGACACUAUAGUCAUUGUUGGGGGUGAGAAGAUGACUGAUGAUUGUGACAAACAUACACCCUGCAGGGAAAUGUGGUUCAGCAAUUCUUUGCAGAACCAUGUCGGAUUGGUGAAGAAAGUAGAGUGGAAAAUGCUGGGAACUUUACCCAAGAAACCAAGAUUCAAUCAUGGAGUUGGGGCGAUAAAGGGGAAGCUUUACGUAGUUGGUGGAAGGCAUUAUUAUGGCACAGCUGAUACAAUGAAAUGCACCUACAUGUAUGAUCCCAUCCAAAACUCCUGGCAAAGGUUGGCUGAUAUGCAUGAGAGAAGAGGCAGCUUCACUCUAGUGGUCCUGAAUGAUAAACUAUAUGCUAUUGGUGGAGAGAGAUACUCGGGGGUCAACAUGGAGAGUGUAGAGGUCUACUGCCCCAACACAAAUUCUUGGAGUUUUGUCCGCCCAUUAGACCAAGCUCUAUGCCUUCACGCAGCCAGUGUAUGGAAUGGCUCAAUCUUCCUAUCCGGAGGCUUAAACGGUCAGUACCAUUGCCAGUCGUCCAUGAUCCUUUACCACCCAGAACGAGGAUCCACUUACCUGGCUGAGAUGGGAAAUGACAGAGCACUGCACUGCAUGGAGACACUUGGUGACCAACUGUACGUGUUUGGUGGGGUUUCAAGCGAAACUGAUGGCCAUCUGGUAAAUCAAUUAGGCUGUGAGGUCUAUGACCCUGUGGCCAACUCCUGGAGUGCCAUUAUGCCAUUCCCAGUGCCUCAUGUUGGGUCAGCAUCAGCUGUCUUAGAGGGGAAGGUCUACGUAAUUGGAGGCUACUGCUAUGAUAGCUACAAGGAUGUCAAAUUUGUGCACCGCUAUGAUCCUGCAACAGCACAAUGGGAGAACAUGAGCACGACACCAGGCCAGAACUCAUACACGGCGGCCUGUCGGUGGGACUCCGAAUACUCGGGAUGCGAGAGUCUACAGGUGAGCAGCUCAGAACAGCAUGAGGAGCUGACGUUCUCUGUUUCUUCAAGACACAGGUGGAACCCAGGAUGCUCAGGAUACAAGGGUCUGCAAUCGAGCAGAUCAGAACAGCCUGAUUGGCUGACGUUCGAUCAGAACAGCGUGAAUGGCUGA
Molecule: messenger RNA, 2628 nt
Organism: Pimephales promelas (fathead minnow)
Lineage: Eukaryota; Metazoa; Chordata; Actinopteri; Cypriniformes; Leuciscidae
Source: RefSeq, a predicted model, not a curated record